Ipomoea triloba (trilobed morning glory) is the source of this 1806-nucleotide messenger RNA. Its product is annotated as calcium uptake protein, mitochondrial-like. NCBI's taxonomy places the organism in Eukaryota, Viridiplantae, Streptophyta, Magnoliopsida, Solanales, Convolvulaceae. The transcript has 7 exons. Gene Ontology annotation, biological process: calcium import into the mitochondrion; mitochondrial calcium ion homeostasis. The record is from RefSeq and is a predicted model, not a curated record. Gene Ontology annotation, cellular component: uniplex complex. The coding region runs from base 96 to 1508 and encodes 470 amino acids. Gene Ontology annotation, molecular function: calcium ion binding.
CCUCCUUCCAUAUGGAUUAGAACCCUUUCAUCGUCACAACAUUAAACACACAAAAAAGACACAACAAUACCUUAACACACUAAUCCUCAACCAUUAUGCAUCAUUCAUUUGGGCAGUUUCUGAGGAAAAACCAUCCCAAUCUUCGUUUAAUCUUGGCAUAUUCAAGAGCCAUUUCGACGGAAUCCGGCGGCGGCUCCGGUGGCCGGAGAUUCAACCAUGAGAUGAAAAGGGGUGGCAUGUUUCUUGAAUCAGUGUUGAGAUCACUUCUCCCCAUUGUUGCAGCUAGCUCAAGUGCAGGGCUUUGUUAUUAUGCACUUUCUGAGAAAGAUUCUUGGGUUUCUUAUGCUGAUUCUGGAAAUAAAGCUUCAGAACAGCAGUCUGAGAAUAAACCUAUGUUUUUAUUCAAAGAUACAUAUAGGAAAAGGGUGUUCUUCAAGUAUGAGAAACGGUUGAGAAUGCGAAGUCCUCCAGAGAAGGUGUUUGAGUACUUUGCAUCUUUUAAAGUGCCUGGCGGGGAAGUGUAUAUGACUCCAGGAGAUCUAAUGAGGGCUGUAGUUCCCGUCUUUCCUCCAUCUGAAGCAGCUAGUGUGAGAGGUGGAUCUCUGAAAGGCGAAAAGGUGCCUGGUGAAUUGCAUUGCGCUCCUUCAGAUUUUUUUAUGCUUUUCGACACCAACAAUGAUGGGCUUAUAUCGUUUCCAGAGUAUAUCUUUUUUGUUACGCUUCUCAGCAUUCCUGAGUCGAGUUUCUCCAUAGCUUUUCGGAUGUUUGACAUUGACAAUGAUGGAGGAAUCGACAAGGAGGAAUUCAAGAGAGUGAUGGCACUGAUGCGAAAUUAUAACAGACAGGGCGCUCGCCACAGAGAUGGAAUGCGAAUUGGGUUGAACGUUUCUGGCUCUGUAGAGAACGGGGGUCUGCUAGAGUACUUCUUUGGCAAAGAUGGCAAAGGUCGCCUUGAGCACGAUAAAUUUGUUCAGUUCUUGAGAGAUUUGCACAUCGAAAUGUUGCGGUUGGAAUUUGCGCAUUAUGAUUACAGGUCGCGAGGGAGCAUUUCUGCUAAAGAUUUCGCGCUGUCAAUGGUUGCAGCAGCUGACAUGAGUCACAUCACCAAGUUUCUUGAUCGAGUUGAGGAACUGAACGAUGAGCCACGCCUUAGGGAUGUGCGCAUUUCGUUCGACGAGUUCAAGAGUUUUGCUGAGCUGAGGAAAAAACUGCAGCCAUUUACUCUUGCCAUCUUCAGCUAUGGGACAAUGAAUGGGAUGCUCUCAAAAAAUGACCUAAAAAGAGCUGCUAAGCACGUUUGUGGCAUAUCGCUUACUGAGAAUGUGGUGGACAUGAUCUUUUACUUGUUCGAUACAAACCACGAUGGGAUUCUAAGCUCGGAUGAGUUCUUGAGAGUGUUGCAGAAGCGAGAGACAGACAUUUCACACCCAAUGGAGAAGGGGUUCGUGGGGAUGAUCUCGUGCUGGAUGGACUGCGCAAAAGGCUGUCCUUCCAAGCUUCUUCACUAAACCUGCAAUCACCUCAUGAAACAUGUUCUUUGAACUGAAAAAAACAUUGUACAGAUAAAAACACUGCACUCUUUCUUCCAUAUUUUCUCUUCGGGUAUGCUUCAAUGAAGCAAUAGGGGAUGAAAAUGUAAUGAAACGUGGUGGGAUCAGCCAAUUCAAAUCUGAUGUGAUAUCAUCGAUACCUACUCCUUUUCCUCCUUUGAUUCACUCAAGUGAGAGUUCAUUUUGUAUUCUGAUGUUCUUCCCAAACACCAUGUCUGCAGAUUUACAUGUUUGGUAAACUUAAUAGUCUGCUAUU